AUGAGUGAUCAUUAUGUGAAGGUAAAAGUUCAGCUUGAACAACUGAAGUCUACGGGCGAGGUGGAGGAGGCAGAGACAGCUGGGGAGGAGCAGGUGCCCAACGAAACGCCGCCGGCAUCCCUUUCCCCUCUUCCCGUUGCCCUUGAAGUCCGGAGGGAUGCCUCAAAGAAUCCCGCUCGGAACUAUGACAAGAGCCCUAACACUAAACAAGACGCGCCCGUUUCGAGCCACCUGGACAAUGCGCCGUCGCUCCAGGUUAAAGGUACCGGAAAGGUUUUACAGGAGAAAGCGGAGGCGAACGGAAACGUGGUGACCAGCCAGCCACAUAAAGAUAUCAAAAGUGCACACAGCAAAGAGGAUGCCAACACACUUGUCAAAAAGAGGAGACCAGUCACCGUGGACACGUCCAAGGCCAAGACAUCUCUUGAGGCGCUCAAACUCAGCAUCCGGCAGCUCAAGUGGAAGGAGUUUCCCACAGGUCGACGUGCUGCUUGUGACAUCUACUGGCAUGGCGUCUCCUUCCAUGACAACGAGAACAUCGUCUCUGGACAGGUCAACAAGUUCCCAGGGAUGGUGGAGAUGUUGCGGAAGAUUAACCUGAGCCGUGCCGUGCGCACCAUGCAGGAGCUCUUCCCGGAGGAGUACAACUUCUACCCGCGCUCAUGGAUCCUUCCGGAAGAGUACCAGAUCUUUGCCACACAGAUUCGUCUGGCUAAGGACAUUGAUUCUUCCUCACCGCGACCAACCUUCAUCGUCAAACCCGACAGCGGUUCUCAGGGCGACGGCAUCUACCUGAUCCGCGAACCGUCCGACCUGCGCUCCACGUCCACUGGGGCCAUGGGCGGGUCCGGAGCGGUGCGCCAGGCCGUGGUGCAGGAGUACAUCCAGCGCCCCCUACUGAUCGACAAGCUGAAGUUCGACGUGCGCCUCUACGUCCUGGUGCGCUCCCUCGACCCUCUUGAAAUCUACGUGGCCAAGGAAGGCCUCUCCCGGUUCUGCACGGAACCCUACCAGGAGCCCAGCACCAAGAACAUGCAUCGGGUCUUCAUGCACCUGACCAACUACUCACUAAACGUGCAGAGUGGGAACUUUGUGCACUCCGACAGUCGGAACACGGGCAGCAAGCGCACUUUCACCAGCGUGCUCGGGCGACUGGGCGCCAAGGGCGCGGACGUCAAGCGCGUCUGGUCUGACAUCAUCGCACUGGUCAUCAAGACAGUCAUUGCCCUCGUGCCUGAACUCAAGGUCUUCUACCAGGCCGACAUCCCGCCGGGCAAGCCAGGGCCCACCUGC
Clupea harengus (Atlantic herring) is the source of this 1293-nucleotide messenger RNA. RefSeq names its product tubulin polyglutamylase TTLL11-like (gene ttll11). The annotation marks the transcript as partial. Lineage: Eukaryota; Metazoa; Chordata; Actinopteri; Clupeiformes; Clupeidae. Gene Ontology annotation, cellular component: ciliary basal body. Gene Ontology annotation, molecular function: tubulin-glutamic acid ligase activity; tubulin binding. The transcript is spliced from 5 exons. Gene Ontology annotation, biological process: microtubule cytoskeleton organization; protein polyglutamylation. The record is from RefSeq and is a predicted model, not a curated record.